This is a messenger RNA of Jatropha curcas, 1644 nucleotides long. RefSeq names its product putative aspartic proteinase GIP2. Lineage: Eukaryota; Viridiplantae; Streptophyta; Magnoliopsida; Malpighiales; Euphorbiaceae. Gene Ontology annotation, molecular function: aspartic-type endopeptidase activity. The record is from RefSeq and is a predicted model, not a curated record. Gene Ontology annotation, biological process: proteolysis.
CUUCCAUAUUUUCAUCAAAACCGAUCAUUAUCAUCUUUUUCUUCUCUUAUUCAACCUGUUUUCUUUUCAAUGGCUUUUCCCAAAACUUCCAUGCCUCAACUAAUGCUUUUCUUAUUUCUCAUUUCCAUCUCUUUCUCCCUUGCCCAAACGGCUUCAAAACCCAAAGCCCUAGUACUUCCAGUCUCCAAAGAUGCAACAACUCUCCAAUAUCUAACGAAAUUUAAAAUGGGAACCCCUCCCACCAAAAGAAGUUUUGUGGUAGACCUUGGAGGCCGACAUUUGUGGAUGGAUUGUGAUGAUGGGUCAUACUUAUCAUCCACACUCAAGCAUAGCUUUUGUGGUUCAGCUCCAUGUUCUGUAGCCAAAGCUCAAUGUUUUGGUCAAUGCCAACCUGGUAGGCGCAGACCAGGUUGCGAUAAAGAACACUGUUAUAUCCUUGCUGACAACACAAUUCCUGCUUUAGGUAGUGGAUUUGAUAUUGGAUUGAUUUCCUUAGACAAAAUUGCCCUCCAAUCCACGGACGGUUCAAAAUUCGGCCCAACUGUCACAGUUUCCGAUUUUAUCUUCGGUUGUUUAGGGGCUCGUGAGCGCCUAAGCAAUCUUGCUAAAGGUGCAGACGGGAUGAUUGGCCUCGGAAGGCAACCAAUUACUCUACCGACACAACUUUCUUCUGGUGGUAGCUUCCGGAAAAAGUUCGCUAUAUGCUUGCCUUCAACUCCAAAAUUAAACGGCGUUAUGUUCUUUGGCGAUUCUCCUUAUGCAUUUUAUCCAAGUUAUAAUACAUCGAAGACCAUUGAUGUAUCAACCAGAUUUCAUUACACAAAACUCUACGUCCGUACUGAGUUCUCAGGAUCAUCCAUCGUGACACGAGGACCUCCAUCGCCGGAAUACUUUGUCAACGUCACUUCUAUCUUGGUAAACAGAAAACCCAUUUUCAUAAACCCAACAUUUCUUGAAUUCCAUAGGAAUGGGAAGGGAGGAGCGAAAAUAGCAACAGUAGAACCUUACACCAAACUUGAAACCACUAUCUAUAAAUCUCUUGUUAAGGCGUUUGAUAAGGAGAUUGCAGUUUUGAGUGGGAGUAAGGUGUCCCCUGUGGCACCUUUUACAGAUUGCUAUAAGAUAGAUCAUAUAGGAAUGACACCUCUUGGAAUUGGGGUCCCAGAUCUUGCAUUCGAGUUCGAGAACAACAAAAAUGAGCAGUGGGAAAUGUAUGGGUUUAAUUCAAUGGUGGAAGUGAGUCGUGAUGUGGCUUGUUUAGCAUUCUUAGAUGCAGGUGAUGAUCCUAUUGUAACUACACCAAUAGUGAUAGGAGCACACCAGUUGCAGGAUAAUCUUCUUCAGUUCGAUCUUGCUUCUAACAGGCUUGCAUUUACUAGAACACUUCUAUUAGCAGCUGCUGAAUGUUCCAACUUCAAGUUUUAAGAUGAUGUAAUUAUUUAUUUAUAUGUGGUUAAUUAACUGCUUUUGAAGUUUGUUGAUGCAAGAAUUGCUUUUUGCGAUUAAUUCAAGUUCAGUUCGUAGCGAGGGAAUCCUCAUCUCUCUUGUGUUCAACUGAAAUUCGUGCAUUUUGUAAUCUCACUUUGGCCCAUAACUUCUGGAUAAUUAUAUUAAUUUAUCAAUUGGGCCCAUUUUGAGUUAAAA